Penaeus chinensis is the source of this 1122-nucleotide messenger RNA. RefSeq lists its product as uncharacterized. The record is from RefSeq and is a predicted model, not a curated record. The transcript has 4 exons. Bases 89 to 547 code for a protein of 152 amino acids. NCBI's taxonomy places the organism in Eukaryota, Metazoa, Arthropoda, Malacostraca, Decapoda, Penaeidae.
ACCCUUUCGAACACCACGAGGUUUGUUUACACUAGAGUCAGCUGAUCACAACCACUCCCACAGUUCCUAGUACUUACAUUGCAGAGAAAUGAGUGGUGUACAAGGCAUCAUUGUUUGUGGAGAAGCCUCAGAAUCAGAUGAGGAGGAGGAAUUUUGUGCAGCAACAGCAAGAGGACACAGAGGUCUGACUCAGAAAUCAGGAGGAUCCACAGACACAAAGGGUCAGCAUAAGCCCCCAGAACCAAAGCACGCGCAAAAGCAACAACGACCUCAGCAACCGCAGAAGAAAGGCCAUCAGUCUCUGUUGCAUCAAAAACUAUGGGAAGCUAAUGCAUCAAUGGAGAAGAACAUUGCCAAGGCAGUAUGUGGACCCCUGACCACAGAAACCACCCGAAUAUCACGUUUGAUCGCCUCCCUACCUGCUGCUCAGAAUUCAACUCUCACUGCCCAUGCAGCACUCACUAAUGCUGCAAGGAACCUCUCGAAUUCCCACUUUUUAUUGGCCGCUAUCAACUGUAAUCCUCUAGCAUCUCUUAAAUCCCCUUAAUCCCUUCUUCUUCUUGUUUUUUUUUUUGUUUUUUCCUUUUUCCUUUUCUUCUUGGACUAGUUGUUUCAUGUGUUAGUUUUGUUUUUCUCUCUCUAUCUAGCUGUCUAGUCUUGGCAGAUUUUCUGCUUGAAAUACUGAAUACUGAUCUUCAUGGACUGUAAUUAGUCAAAUGUAAUUAUUUACAUGUUUUAUUACUCUUUUCUAUUAGAGGAUAAAGCAAUAACUUUUUCACUACAGAGUUGUUAUUUGUAUUUCAUUGAAUUUAUAUUAAACCUUUUGCUUUUAGAAAUAAUGAGAUCUUAUUGAAGGAGGGGUUAUUUUUCACUCCUUUUCUUGCAUGGUCAUAAAAUCUGCAAAUGUGAUAUUUAUGUACUCUUAUGUUUUAAGUAUUUACUUUAUGUAUUUCUUUAUUAUAAUUAAUUACUUUAAGUAUGAAUAGCCAAAAAUAAAAGAAAAAGAAUAUAAUGCAGUUGCAUAUAAUGCAACUAAGACCACCUGCUUUCUUACUUUCUUGUGUUAUAUAUAAAUAAAUGGAUUUAUAUUUCUAGGUUUCAUAAUAAAAAUAGAUAGUUGUC